AUGGGCAUCGCGUUAUCAUCAGUCUUCCCAACAGACACGUCAUCACUACCCAAAGACCCCAAAUAUCAAGGAAUCGGAAACCCGAACUUCAAUAAACAGGGUGUGGCAUCAUCAUCAUCGAAAUCCAAAUCUAAUAGUAAUAGUAAUGCAGCACGGAAAGCCAAACAGAAUUCAGCUGCUGCUGCAAGGCUACGGAAGACGAAAGGGUUUAGGGAUAAAGUAGCUGGGGGGAAGAUUGUUAUUGGGGAGCCGUUGAAGGAAACGUUUCGACAUACAACACACGUCGGUGCUGCUGACUACAAGGCAGGGAAUAUUGAUUCAAAAGCAUUGGCUGUUACAGUUCUGUAG
Messenger RNA from Synchytrium microbalum, 348 nucleotides. RefSeq lists its product as uncharacterized. NCBI's taxonomy places the organism in Eukaryota, Fungi, Chytridiomycota, Chytridiomycetes, Synchytriales, Synchytriaceae. The coding region runs from base 1 to 348 and encodes 115 amino acids. The transcript has 3 exons. The record is from RefSeq and is a predicted model, not a curated record.